AUGGCCAAAUUAGCCCCGCCAUUCACCCUCGUUCCGGUCAAUCUGGCCGAUGCCAAAGAAUAUAGCGAGUUUCAACGUCAACGUUUAAUCUGCGGCUGGAGCUCCUCCGAUGAGACGCUCGCUUUCUAUCGCGAAAAGCAAGAACAGAAACUGAAGUCUCUGUUUUGGAUCACGAUUUCCAGUCCCGAUGCUUCUUCUUCUUCUUCUUCUUCCACCACGUCUGAAUCCACAGACGCAGAGCCCACAGAAGAAACAGAAUCCAUCAUCCGCGCAGGCCACAUCUCAUUAGACGCCUACAAUGACCCCCCGCACGAUCCGGACCUAGUCGCAGCGGAUAAAUCCACGCUCGCGAUCCAAAAUUUUUUCCUCCUGCCGGAAUACCGCAAGCUCGGGCUAGGUCACGCGGCGAUGGAUCGGCUCGAGAGCCUGGCGCGGACAGAGCCGUACGGGAGUCCGAAUUGUCGGUUCUUGGCCCUGAGUACCCUCUCCAAACGGUAUAUUUAUCAGGAGGGUCCUGAGUGGAAGGGUCUGUGGGCAAAGUUUGGGGCUGAGGCUCCGACGUUUAGUGCUCAUGCUUGGUAUGAGACGAGGGGGUAUGAGUUGUUUAAGGAGGAGCCGAGGUAUCCGAUUACGAGUGAGGAUGGGGCUACUUCGGUGAAGUUGGUGUUGGCGUUUAUGAGGAAGAGGGUUGUUUAA
Molecule: messenger RNA, 696 nt
Organism: Aspergillus affinis
Lineage: Eukaryota; Fungi; Ascomycota; Eurotiomycetes; Eurotiales; Aspergillaceae
Exons: 1
Coding region: 1-696 (231 amino acids)
Molecular function (GO): acyltransferase activity, transferring groups other than amino-acyl groups
Source: RefSeq, a predicted model, not a curated record